AUUCGGUUUAACGCCCAUCUCAGCUUCAUCGCAAUACGUGCAACUCUCGGUCUUUGCGUUACCGUUGCCCGGCCUGCUUCUGCACUUGAAGUAGAAACUAGUAGUUGCGUACUCUCUGGGUUCGUCAACUCAUCGGCUCCGAACGUCCGUCAAUUUUUGGGUGUUCCAUUCGCUCAACUUCCCGAAGGAGUCAGAAGGUGGCUGCCUCCGGUGAGACUACAAUCAAGCGCAUCUGUGAACGCAGCCAAUUUCGGACCUGCGUGUCCACAGGUUUGGAUCAACAAUGAGACUAGUGUUGAUGUGUACUCGCCUAGGGGAGGGAAUGAGACUGAAUACUCCCCUCUGGCAAUAUUUGGCGAAGAUUCCACCGGAAGAAAAGACUUACCGGUAAUUGUAUGGUACUUUGGCGGAGGGUUCUUGCGGGGAGGAACCAAUUUGCCGUAUGAUAAUCCACAGUCAUGGAUCGAACGCACUCAAGAACACAUUGUGGUCGCUGUCAAUUUCAGAUCGAACAUAUUCGGCUUUCCCAAUGCCGAUGGCCUGGACGAGCAAAACCUUGGCCUCUUGGACCAGCGCAUGGGCCUGGAAUGGGUUCGAGACAAUAUUGCCAACUUUGGCGGAGAUCCGACCAAAAUUAUUGCAUGGGGUCAAAGUGCCGGCGCGAUUGCCAUUGAUUUCCUAACUUUGCAUAUCCUUCGGAUCCCAUCUUCAGUGGUAUGAUCCUGGCCUCAGGU
This is a messenger RNA of Exophiala aquamarina CBS 119918, 734 nucleotides long. RefSeq lists its product as uncharacterized. The record is from RefSeq and is a predicted model, not a curated record. The annotation marks the transcript as partial. Lineage: Eukaryota; Fungi; Ascomycota; Eurotiomycetes; Chaetothyriales; Herpotrichiellaceae. The transcript is spliced from 2 exons.